This is a messenger RNA of Apis cerana (Asiatic honeybee), 2094 nucleotides long. RefSeq names its product Telomerase Cajal body protein 1 homolog (gene WDR79). Gene Ontology annotation, cellular component: Cajal body. Gene Ontology annotation, biological process: Cajal body organization. Gene Ontology annotation, molecular function: protein binding; RNA binding. Lineage: Eukaryota; Metazoa; Arthropoda; Insecta; Hymenoptera; Apidae. The record is from RefSeq and is a predicted model, not a curated record.
UAUAUAUAUUAUAAAUAUAUAUAUUACAUAUACAAUAUAGAAGAAAAUUAAUUUUAAUGUUAUUAUAUAUAUUUUUUUAACUUAUGUGUUAUUUUUUUAUAUAAAUAAUAAUAAUAUUUUGGUUUUAAUAAUAUCAUAUAAUACUAAUAUAAUAUAUAGUAUUAUAAGUAUAUUAUAAAGAAUUAGAAUAGAAUUUUAAUAUUUAUUUAAAUUCUUCAUUAAUUUAAUUGUUAUUAUUACUAUAUAUUUUUUUAAAUAUUAUUUUUUAAAAAAAUAUUUUUGUAAAUACGUAAAUUUAUGACAAAUUUAUGGUAAAUUUAUUAUUUAUAAUAAAUAAUAAAUGGACAAAUCACAAAUAAUGAUUUUAAUGUAUUUUAUGCAAUUUAAUAUGUCUAAAAAAAUAUAAAUAUUUAAAAAAUAUAUAGAUAAGAAUGUAAAAUAAAUUUAAUAUUCUAUAUAUCAUUAUAUGGAAUGAAUUUUUAAAUUAUGGAAACAACUGGAGAAUUUGUUUUAAAAAUGACAGAAUCAUUGACAGUAGAAGAAUCAUCAAAUUCACAAAAUAUAAAUAUAAAUAUUUCACAAGAUUCCGAAAACAAUAAAAUUAUAUCAGAAGAAAUAAAGAAAAAUAUACAAAAAAUAUCAGAAGUAAAUGAAAAUUAUAAUGAAAACUUAUUAGACAUAAUGAAUGAAAAUAAAGUUAUAAAAGAAAAAAUAACAGAAGUACAAAAUAAUGCAAAUUUAUUAGAUGUAAUACAGGAAAAUGAAUCUGUAAAAGAAAAAAUAUUAGAAAUACAAAACAAUGAAAAUUUAUUAGAUAUAAUACAAGAAAAUGAAUCUAUAAAAAAGAAAAUAUCAGAAAUUCAAAACAAUGUAAAAUCAAUCAAUAUAGAACAUGAAAAUAAAGGGAUGAAAGACAAAGAAAUGACACACUCAAAUCAAUUUUAUUGUAAUUGGAAUAAUUCUCCAAGAUUAUUAUGCGAAGCAACUGAAGAAUAUCAGUCAACAGAAUCACAUGAAAAUUUUACAAAAGGUUGUCAAUGGUCUCCAGAUGGAACAUGUUUAUUAGUACCUUCAGAAGAUUUUAGAAUUCGAAUUUAUGAGCUUCCCAGAGAAUUUUAUUCUGAGAAAUUUCCUUUAAAUUUAUCAUCCAAAAAAUUUUCAGCAGCAUUAACAGUAAAAGAAGGAGGACUUAUAUAUGAUACUUGUUGGUAUCCUUUUAUGAAUUCAUGGGAACCUGCAACUUGUUGUUUUUUAAGUACAAGUAGAGAAAGUCCUAUACAUUUAUGGGAUGCAUUUAAUAGUGAAUUACGAGCAACAUAUCGUGCUUAUAAUCAGGUUGAUGAAGUAGAAGCUGCACUUAGUAUUCAAUUUAUUGAUUCUGCCAAGGAAAUAUGGGCUGGUUUUAAAAAUACUUUAAGAAUUUUUGAUGUAGAACAACCAGGUCGUCAAAUAAAUACUAUUCAAUUUAAGAAAGAUUUUCCAAAUGUAAUAGGAUUAGUUUCCUGUAUUCGAGAAAAUCCAAUUAUGCCAAGAUUAGUUGCUUUUGGUACUUAUUCUAAAUAUAUUGGUUUAUAUAAAGAUGGUCCAUUAUGUACUUUCAAGACAGGAAAUGGUGUAACUCAAAUUGAAUUUAGUCCAUGUGGAACAAAAUUAUUUUCAGUAGUUAGGCGUAAUAAUGAAUUUUUAUGUUGGGAUCUUCGCAAUCCUGGUAUUGUGCUCUAUUCCCUUGAAGGACGUCAGUCUGAUACAAAUCAAAGAAUUCAAUUUGAUAUUAAAUCUAAUGGAAAGGAAAUAGUCUCUGGUAGUACAAAUGGAGAUCUUAUAGUUUGGGAAUUAUCAAAUUGUGAAAAUCUUAAUGCAAAAUAUAAAAUAAAGUUAUCUUGUGAUUGUAUAAAUGGAAUUAAUUUACAUAAAAAUUUACCAUUAGUUGCUACUAGUACAGGCCAAAGAAUAUAUGAUACUACAAUACAAAAUAGAGAUAAUAGUGUUCGAUUAUGGUCAUUUUUUUAAUUGAAUCAUAUAAUAAAUUAUUGUAAAUAAAGAUGCAAUUAUUAUAUAAGAGAAAUUUAUAAAUAAAUUAUAAAUUUUAUAUAA